This is a messenger RNA of Paramecium tetraurelia, 1035 nucleotides long. RefSeq lists its product as uncharacterized. Lineage: Eukaryota; Ciliophora; Oligohymenophorea; Peniculida; Parameciidae. Gene Ontology annotation, biological process: regulation of cyclin-dependent protein serine/threonine kinase activity; mitotic cell cycle phase transition. The record is from RefSeq and is a predicted model, not a curated record. Gene Ontology annotation, molecular function: cyclin-dependent protein serine/threonine kinase regulator activity. Gene Ontology annotation, cellular component: cyclin-dependent protein kinase holoenzyme complex; nucleus; cytoplasm. The transcript is spliced from 2 exons.
AUGUAAUUCUCUGACAUUACAAACCUUGAAAAUUCAUCUCAUAAUCUGAAGACUAAGUCUUAAGUUUCUCAGAAAACUAUUCCCGCUAGUCCCAAGAAAAAACCGUCUGUGAAUUACAUGGAUAUACAUAACUUUAAAUUCGAGUGGAUCUGCCUAGAUGAUUUUGAAUUGGAAAUCAUGUAUCAAAUCGAUUGUAAUCCAUUGUAAUACUCUAAAAAUGAAUAAAUGUAAUGGUUCCAAAAUUAUCAUCUUCAUUUGUCUUAUCCACUCAAAUUGGAUCACAUUAAUACCUAAGAAUCUCUCAAACAUCAUUCAAUUUGUGAGUUUGGAAGAAAUAAAAUAAUAUGUUGGAUAGGCUAAGUUUUGGGCUCAUUUGAAAGCACAUCAAAUGAGACUUAUUUUUUAGCCAUUUCAAUUUUUGAUAAAUUCCUUCAGCAGUAUCCCUACAGUCUCAGCAAUUAAGAACUCUUAAGCAUUGGGAUAAGUUGUUUAAGUUUGGCCUCUAAGCAAAAAGAUAUAUAUUGUUUGACUGCCUCAUAACUUGUACAAAUAAGUGGUGAAAUUAUGACUGAAGAUUAGCUUGCAAAAUGUCAAUUUCAAAUCUUACAAACCCUAUAAUACCAAAUAGAAAUACCAAACUACUUUAAGAACUUUGAUUACAUCAUGCGGGACUUGGAGUUUCGAUACUUCUAACUAAUGAGUUCAAACAUUGUUAAGAAUUCCUUGAUGAAAAUGAAAAUAUCAGCUAUAUAUAAAUGCACUCUAAAUCUAUUAAGAUAUGUCACAUAAUAUUAUGACACAACAAUAUUUUAUUAAAGCACUAUUGCUUAUUGUUGCAUUUAUUAUACAAUAAAAAGGAUGGAAUUAUUGAAAUUUAGAUAGCUUGAUGAUUUGACUAAAAUUUUGAUGUCAAUUUAAAUUGAAUAAAAUAUUGUUAAUACAGAAAUAGCUCUAAAAUAUAUUUAUAGACUAUGCCAAAAUGAUUUGACAUAAACACAAUCCGAAUUCUUAUCAUAGACAGAUUUCAAAUAUUGA